UUAGCAAUUCAAUCACGUUGUCUAGUAAUUCAAUGGAAAGAGAGUUUUCAUCUAAAACAAGCUCCUCAAAUCAAAGCCCCCUAAAGAUUAAAAAAAGGUUUAUCGAACUCCCACCCAGCUGGACGAUUUCUAGGAUGUAAAAUACACAAGCAAACCGCUCUUAUGCCUUAUAAUUUUUCAAAGCUGGAGCAUAUUCCACUCCGUGGGGUGGCAUCUUUCCCUGGCGGUGGAGUACCGUGUCAGGGGCUGUGCGGCAGGAUACCCGCGCGUCACUGUGGACGGCAUUUCCGGCAUGCAGCCAGCGGGGAUCACAUGUGGCGCCGCCGGCGGUUCCAUGCGCGUCGCCGUUGUCCGCCAUAGCCAACCUCCCCUCUUAAGCUACUGAUGCUCUAACGCACGCACCUAGGGUCUUCCUCUCUACUCGAUCCAUCUCUUCCAAGUCCAUGGGAGAAGCGGUCAUCGCAGCUCCCGGAGGAGAAUCCACUACUGUGUCUGAUGAGCACGAGCAGCAGCUGGGCGGUGACGCUGGAGCUGCGGCGGCGGACGAAUUGGGUCACAAUGGAUCGGCGGCGGCGGCGGGAGCGGCGCCAGGAGGCGGUGGCGUUGGCGGAGGAGCUAGCGGCGGCGGCGGCGGCGGCGGCGGUGGAGGAGGAGAUCUAUGGCCGACGGCGGUGGUGAACAGCCUCAUCGACCAGUUCGAGGACAUCAAGGUCAUCAAGCUCAACAUGGGUAACCUCCGCAGCCAGCACUGGCGCGAGAUCGCCGACACCUUGAAUUCCACCUUCCAGACGAGCUACGAUUGGAAGCAGUGCAAGAACAAGGUGGAUCUUCUCAUCCGCCUCUACAAGAAGUCAAAGCUCCGGAUGAUCCAGGCGGACGUCCCCCCGACCUGGCGCUUCUUCGACCGCAUGGACUCCAUCCUGGGCAGGACUUUCAAGCUCUCCUCCGCCGCGCUCGCCACCGGGAACUCCAAUUCCAAGAGGAUCGCCGCCGCCAUCCACAGCAACAACGCGGACGCCGCCACCACCGCCAGGAACUGCUCGUCGCCCACCAACCUGGACCCCGACGACGACGACGACGAUGACGACGAGCCACCCGGCCAUGGAGGCGCUUGCGGCGGCACUGACGGUGGCGACGCUGGAGAAGAAGGUGGCGGCGAUGAGGACGACGACCAGCAGCACACGACCGUCUCGUCGCCCAGGACGACGAGCGAGCGGGCCGACGAGAUCGACUUCCGGGCUGUAGCGGCGGCGGCGUCGGUGAGGAAGAAGAGCAAGAAGUCGGGCAGGAGCUCCACGUCGUCGGCCAUCAACCUGCUGGUGGGAGCUCUCAAUCACUACACGCAGGCGUUCGAGCGGUGCAAGCAGCUCGAGGUGGAGGCGCAGCUCAAGAUGAGCCAGGAGAGCCGGGCCUUCCAGCUCCAGAUCGCCGAGAUGCAGCUCGAGGUGACCAAAGAGAUCGUCCGGGUCAUCGGUAAGAGGCGGCGAGGCUGCUGAUGCCAUGAUCUGGUGGAUGAUCUCCUCAUUUAUCUGUAUAAUUCUGCUCCCUUGUCUGUAAUACCAUUGUUCCUGACUUCCAUUC
Molecule: messenger RNA, 1581 nt
Organism: Selaginella moellendorffii
Lineage: Eukaryota; Viridiplantae; Streptophyta; Lycopodiopsida; Selaginellales; Selaginellaceae
Product: trihelix transcription factor ASIL1-like
Exons: 2
Coding region: 444-1496 (350 amino acids)
Cellular component (GO): nucleus
Molecular function (GO): transcription cis-regulatory region binding
Source: RefSeq, a predicted model, not a curated record